Molecule: messenger RNA, 2008 nt
Organism: Haliotis rufescens (red abalone)
Lineage: Eukaryota; Metazoa; Mollusca; Gastropoda; Lepetellida; Haliotidae
Exons: 5
Coding region: 145-1212 (355 amino acids)
Source: RefSeq, a predicted model, not a curated record
GAAGCAUAUCAUGACACAGCAAACUUGAUCCCUACAUUUAGCAGCAUGCUGUCGUGAAGCGGGUUAUAGGCGGUACACGCGUGGCCGUCAGAGUGACUGGCCAAACAGUCAGAUCAAGUGUAGAAGUUGUGUUCUGCAGUUACGAUGUCUCCAGAGAGGAGUAUUCGUGCACAGGUGUACCUACUGCUUGCCGCGUCAGGUCGGUCUCCAUGUAUGGUCCAGACCCUUCAAUGCAGGAACGAUUCCGGCAUCAUCGCUGGCCCCACGGUCCUGAAAUUUACCUCUCCGCAUGUAUACCCUAGCAACAAAUUUGAUGUGUCUUGUUGGUGGAGAAUAACAGCGUUUGGUCCGGACAAUAUUGUUUGCCUUCUUGUUCAGUUCCCUGAGAUGACCAACAUUCGAAACUGUAUGAUGACAUAUCUCGACGUCUAUGAUGGGUUCGACAGUGAUGCGACUAUCCUAGGGAGAUGGUGUGAUAUGAACUCUCCGCUGCUUAGAAGUACUGGCAACCAAACCUUUGUCUACUCAAAGACGCCAGUCGGUGUCCAAUUCAAAUUUGAUGUUUGGUAUUGCACAAAUGAAUUUUCCAUGGGGAAUAUGAGCAAUGUGUCUGUUGGCACUGAUAACGCGUCGUCGCUAUCAACAGGGGUUAUACUAGGAAUUGCCGCUUGUUUAUUGAUAGCAGUGGCUAUUUUUUCUGUGAUAACAAGGCACGUUGUCCGUAAAACGUGCUGGAACCGCCCCCAAAACACAGGACAACAAACGCCAUCAGUUUCAUCAGGCGUGGAGAGUAACCCCCCUGAUUACUGGUCAGUAGUUGUAUCCCCUUCAAGGGAGGUCGUGGCAUUUCACCCCAGGGAAAACCCCCCUGCCUACUGGGACGUCGUGACAAUGAGUGAGGAGAAUACCGGUUCACCACUGCAUGAAGACCACAGAGCAAUAUCUAUACAAGAACGCCACAGAACUAUACCUGUGCAAGGGGACCAGAGUGCAAUACCUGUGCAAGAGGACCAGAGUGCAAUAUCAGUGCCAGAGGACCACAGUGUGAUAUUACAACAGAAUCACUAUGUAAUACCAAGAGAGGACUGCAAUGAAACACCACUGUCCCAGGACAAUAUUGAAACACCAUUUUCAGGGGACCAUGGUGAAACGCCAUUGGCACUUGACCAUAGUGAAACAGCAUUGGCACUUGGCCAUAGUGAAACAGCAUAGUCAGAGCGAAACGGGGCACUAGCAUUGCAAAGAUAUUAACCAGAGUGAAAUACUAGUAUAGUACAAUACCGUUGCAGGAUCAGUGAAAUACCGUUAGAAGAGGACAACAAUGCAACGCCAAUGCAAAUUUACAAGAGGAUCAGAACCAGACCGAUUCAAAGUCGGUACAAAGGGAACUACAGGACGAAGUGGUCGCCGUAUGAUUCAAGUAUAAUGAAAAUGUAUCACAGUCGUUCCUUAGGCACGCCAGAAACAUAUGAUUGUGGGUUCGAACCCCGGUUCGCCACGAUUAUGUUUCUAAGUUUGUCAGCACCAUGCCCGUGCUCGUGGGUUUCACCGAAGUGGUAAACGUCUGAGACCUGCAUCACUUCGGGCUUUCCUCCCAUAUUAAGCUGACACGCCAUGAUAUAACUGGAAUACUGUUAAAAUCGGCGUUAAACCCAACUGAUGAUCACUCACUCACUCAUUAACUUCAGGGAUAUUACCUCUUGUCAGGUAUACCAUUUUACAGGUGUCAGAAUAGCUUGUUCUUAUGGGAUUGUGUAUGAAGACUUGAUAUUUUGUGUUACACCAGCAAAACCAGAUGUUGUUUUUAUUAAAACUAUCAGCAUAAAUAUUUAUUAUAUUUAAAAAACCCAACUUUGUAACAGUGUAUUUUUUGUUGUGAUGUUGUGAGGUAGUUGGCCGGGAAUGCUGCGCUAUACUACCAGUGCCAUGGUCAUGUUUGUCGACCUCGCUCGGAUAACUGUAAGGUUAAAAUGUCAUGCAUGUAUAAUAAAAAUUCCUAUAGUUUGUU